UUCACAAUUUCAUAUCUUAAUUCUCGUACCUGUGCUGCGUUUCAUAUGCAGCCUUGUUCGAUCGAGAAACAGAAACACUCAAUUAAUAUAAUAUUCAUAUUAAUUGAUUGAUCGAUAUGGAGUUACAUAUUAGAUUGCCAUUCUUGUUAGUAGUAGUAGUAAUUCAAAUAUGUUUGUUCAUCAAUAUCGCUACUGCGUGCUCUAACGGAACAUGCAAGUUGCUAGAUAAUUGUGAAUCGGACGGAGAUUGUGAGGCUGGUCUCUAUUGUUUCUCAUGCCCUCAAGGAUUUCCGGGCUCCAAAUGUGUCCGCUCAAAGGCUACGCCAGUCUUCAAUCUUAUGAAUAACUCUCUCCCAUUCAACAAAUAUGCUUUCUUGACGACACAUAACGCCUUUGCUAUCGAUAAUGGGACCGUGCGAGUUACUCCGACGAAUCAAGAAGACAGUGUCACUCAACAGCUAAACAAUGGCGUUCGUGGUUUAAUGCUUGAUACAUACGACUUUGAAGACACUGUUUGGUUGUGCCAUUCUUUUGGUGGAAAAUGUUAUGACCUCACCAAAUUUGCACCAGCUAUAGACACUUUGAAAGAAAUUGAAGUUUUUCUAUCAGCAAAUCCAACAGAAAUAGUGACAAUCAUUCUUGAAGACUAUGUACAUGCACCUAAUGGUUUGACCAAUGUCUUUACUGAUGCGGGUCUGAAAAAGUACUGGUUUCCGGUAGAAAAAAUGCCUAAAAAUGGCCAAGAUUGGCCUUUGGUUAGUGACAUGGUGGCAAACAAUCAAAGGUUACUUGUUUUUGGCUCAAAUAGUUCCAAGGAACAAAGUGAAGGAAUUGCCUACCAAUGGAACUACAUGGUUGAAAACCAAUAUGGGGACGGUGGAAUGAAGGCAGGGGAAUGCCCGAACAGAGGAGAGUCGUCUCCAAUGAACGACACAACAAAAUCACUUGUUUUAGUAAACUACUUCCGUACUCUUCCUUUAAAAGUGUUGGCAUGUGGUCAAAACAAUGGCGACCUCUUGGACAUGACCAAGACUUGCCACAGUGACUCUGCUAAUCGUUGGGCCAACUUCCUUGCUGUCGAUUUUUACAAGAGGAGUGAAGGAGGUGGAACAUUUCAAGCCGUCGAUUUGAUGAAUGGAGAGCUUUUGUGUGGAUGCAACGACGUACAUGCUUGCGUGCCUGGUGGAGGAAGCUGUACACCCUAAAGCUUUUGGUACCAAAUGAUAUGGAUACAGAUUAAUUAUAUCUAAAAAUUCUAGUUUCCCUUGAAGUUGGUAGCUAUUUUGAUGAUUGUUACUUUUUUGGAAACUAGAAAGUAAAAAGAAGAAAAAGAUUUAAUUGUUUCCCUUUAUAAUAUUUAGAAAUAAGAUCGAGAGUUUCGGGUU
Messenger RNA from Erigeron canadensis, 1385 nucleotides. Its product is annotated as PI-PLC X domain-containing protein At5g67130. Lineage: Eukaryota; Viridiplantae; Streptophyta; Magnoliopsida; Asterales; Asteraceae. The transcript is spliced from 8 exons. The record is from RefSeq and is a predicted model, not a curated record. Gene Ontology annotation, biological process: lipid metabolic process. Gene Ontology annotation, molecular function: phosphoric diester hydrolase activity. Bases 117 to 1205 code for a protein of 362 amino acids.